Molecule: messenger RNA, 480 nt
Organism: Vicia faba (fava bean)
Lineage: Eukaryota; Viridiplantae; Streptophyta; Magnoliopsida; Fabales; Fabaceae
Source: the annotation of a GenBank genome assembly
AUGGACUUAUUUAUCAUCAAAGUUACAGGGCUAUUCUUUUCUUCUCAGCCUCAAGAUACAGGGCUAUUCUCUUCUUCUCCACAUCAAGAUACAAGUGGCAAGAAAGAAAAAAUCAAAUCACGUCUUAAUGUAUCAGGUACAGCUGGUAUCAGAAAGUCUGCUAGAGAAACACCUUUGAAGAAGAUAAUUGCAAGCUCUUCAAGUACUCAAAAUUCCAAGCAGGUAGAGAAGAGAAUACUACCAACUCCUGAAGCUAGAAGGAAGUCUAAAAGCGUUGAGAAAAGGAAGAUACCAAGUCCUUUGAUAAGAUCUGGAAGAACUAAGAAUCAUUCUUCUUCUAGUCCUUCAAAUUCUAAAAGUGCAGGGUCUUUGGGUUCAAUCUCAAAACUAGACAUGCAUAAGUGUUUGGCAGCAUUAGAUCAAAGUAAAACAAAAACAGAAGAGAAAAUUCAGUUCGGCAUAAAGGAGGGGAAAACAUGA